AUGAAAACCAUUAACAAUACGACAUCCACAGGCCAUCAGAUUGAUGUCCUCGUCACGUUGGCCCUGAAUACUAGACCAGGUACUGUACGCGUUUUCCACACAUUGGAGCCUGUGGUUAAGUCUCUCAUGUUCGGAUGGGUCACUGAAGAUCUCCGCCAGGCCAUCCUGAAUGGUGGGCUGGGUUUCUUCGGGAGACAUGAGAUGGUACACGCCCAAGCCGAGGAUGAAGCUGCGGUGGCGUGCCAGCAGAUUGAGACUCCUUGGCUAAAGAUCGAUGCCCAUCGGGUUGCGAUACAAAAAAUGACUGGAUUCCUCGCUGGCGUGCCGUGGUAA
This is a messenger RNA of Aspergillus luchuensis, 333 nucleotides long. RefSeq lists its product as uncharacterized. NCBI's taxonomy places the organism in Eukaryota, Fungi, Ascomycota, Eurotiomycetes, Eurotiales, Aspergillaceae. The transcript has 2 exons. The record is from RefSeq and is a predicted model, not a curated record. The coding region runs from base 1 to 333 and encodes 110 amino acids.